Molecule: messenger RNA, 1912 nt
Organism: Dromaius novaehollandiae (emu)
Lineage: Eukaryota; Metazoa; Chordata; Aves; Casuariiformes; Dromaiidae
Gene: RLIG1
Product: RNA 5'-phosphate and 3'-OH ligase 1
Exons: 7
Coding region: 144-1118 (324 amino acids)
Biological process (GO): response to reactive oxygen species
Molecular function (GO): RNA ligase (ATP) activity
Source: RefSeq, a predicted model, not a curated record
CAGUGCUGCGCAGAGCCGCGGCUGCGGCCGGGCACCACCCUCCUCGCUGGCGGGGGCGGCGGCGCGGACGACGGCGCGGACGACGUCUGCCGUGGCGCAGCGCAGGCGCGGCGCGGCCCUGAGCUCGGCUGGCGGCCGCGGCCAUGAGCCGCAAGGGCUCGGUGCAGCAGAAGGUGCCGUGUCUGUUCGUGACCGAGGUGAAGGAGGAGCCUUCGGCCAAGCGGGAGCGCCAGCCAUUUAAAGUUUUGGCAACUGAAACUAUAAAUCAAAAGGCAAUAGAUGCGGAUAUAUACAGUGCAAUUCCUACUGAAAAGGUGGAUGGAACCUGCUGUUAUGUAACUACUUAUAAAGGGCAGCCGUACCUGUGGGCCAGGUUGGAUAGAAAACCCAACAAACAAGCUGAAAAAAGGUUUAAACGAUUCUUGUAUUCACUGGAAGAUUGCAAAGAAUUUAUUUGGAAUAUUGAAGAGGAUUUCAAGCCUGUUCCAGAUUGCUGGAUUCCAGCAAAGGAAAUACAGUUCUCUAAUGGGCAUCCUUUGCCUGAUGAAAAUGGACAUAUGCCAGGUUGGGUGCCUGUGGAGAAAAACAGUAAACAGUACUGCUGGCACUCAUCUGUUAUAAAUUACGAUGCUGAAAUAGCGCUGGUAUUGAAGCACCAUGCUGACCCUGGACUUCUAGAAAUCAGUCCGGUGCCGUUAUCAGACCUUUUAGAACAAACACUGGAGCUUAUUGGAACUAAUAUUAAUGCAAAUCCGUAUGGAUUAGGAAGCAAGAAACAGCCUGUACAUCUUCUUGUACCACAUGGAGCAUUUGAAAUAAAGAAUCCACCUGCUUUGAAAAAAAAUGAUAUAUUGUCCUGGUUUGAAGGCUGCAGUGAGGGUAAAGUUGAAGGAAUUGUGUGGCACUGCAACGACGGGUGUUUAAUCAAGCUCCAUCGCCAUCAUCUUGGUUUACGCUGGCCAAUUACAGAGACAUACCUGAAUUCUCAGCCUGUUGUCAUUUCUUUUAAUAGAACUAAAUAUGACUGUGACUUUGAACCAAAGAGUGUGUUUCACCAUUUUUCAAAGCUAGAUGGUCAAAGAUUUGAUGGACUCAAAGAUAUCAAGUUUGAUACUUGAAGUAUUUUUCUGUCUUUUAAGUUCACUGCCAUGUGUGCUGCAUUCCUCUUAUUUUUUAUCACAGAGAACUCUUAAAGCAUCUUGUCGCUUAGGUAACAAGCUAGCUAAACUACAAUUAAAAUUAGUCAUUUAUGCAAAACUUUUUCUCACAAAAAGAAAUGUGACAUUCACAGCAGACAGAUCUAGCUUUCAGCAUGCUUAAUAUUCAGUUCUGAAAAAUCCUUAGCUUUUGAACCUAUUUCUUGAAAGUGUUAUGGUUAAGUGUAAGAAGUAUGUUCUCUAACACUGGCUGGUCCUACUAGCUUAUUUAAUGAAUGCAAUCAACUGUAAAAGUUUCGCAGGUUGCACUUCUUUAAAUAUAGUUAGAACACUGUUACAUUUAGAAUUCAGAUUUAGGAUCUAGGUGUUUCUCAUCAGUGAAAGGCAGAUUUCAGUUGGGACCAGAAUUAAGUCUGAAAUGUGAUAACUUUUUUUAAGUUGCAACAAUUUUUCUUGGGUGAAUACUUUUCACUGUAUUAUUUAACUGAUAAGCUGCAGCAUUAUGUUAAUACUUGAAAACUUAAUUAAGCUAUAUCUUGCAGGUAUUUCCACUAUUUUGGGACAAAAAAAAAAAAAAGAGUGUAAGCAGUAGAAAGUAAACUAGUUCUAUUUUGAAGUCCUUUCUAAUUAGAAAGAGGUAUGACUUGACCUAAUAAUACCCUUUUUGACUGCAUCUAAAUUAGGAAACUGUCUAUCAAGGGCAAGAUGUUAAGUAUUUGCAAAAGAUGACAUAAUAAAAAUGACAAUACACAGUG